AUGGUGAGUGUUAGCAGUUGUCCUGGCUGUGCUCUUACUCUCUGUGUUUUGUUUCUCACACAGAUCAGUAAGCUGGGGGCUGAGGCCGACAGGACUCACCAGCUGUUUGUCAAGGCUCUGGGCAGCAGGAGCUGCCUGGAUAGUGUGGUCCAGCUCAUGGGCUGCCACCCCCAAUACCUGGAGUCCUUCCUCAAAACCCAACACUACUUACUGCACAUGGAUGGACCCCUCCCCUUCCACUACCGACACUACAUCGCCAUCAUGGCUGCAGCCCGGCACCAGUCCUCCUACCUGGUUGAGGUCCAUGUGGAGCAGUUCCUGCAGGUGGGAGGUGACCCCCUGUGGCUGCAGGGCCUCCAUCACAUCCCCCAGAGGCUGAGGAACCUCAACGAGAUCAACAAGAUCCUGGCGCACAGGCCCUGGCUCAUCACCAAACAGCACAUCGAGAACCUGCUGAAGAUCGGUGAGCACUGCUGGUCUCUGGCUGAGCUGGUGCAUGGAGUUGUGUUGCUGACUCACUACCACUCGCUGGCGAGUUUUGUGUUUGGCUGCGGGAUUAGCGCCGAAGGAGGAGCCGAGGCCGCUCACAUCCUGAGACCCUCGUCCAUCAACAACCAGUGCUCCACCGACCCCACACACGGCAACGCUCAAGACCUCCCACCACCACACCGCAGGAGGCGGUCGGUUGAUUAUUCCAGCGACUCGGAAUGCCUGGGGGACAAGAUGCAGAAAUUCCAGGCGGGGAAAGAGAACGAGGAAGAGAUGCUGCACGAGGAAACGUGGAUCGGACUGGAACCAGAAAAGGACAUGAGCCCCCCCUCAGUGACCAGAGCUCCAGAAGAAAAAGCCGUCACUAUUCCUGAUCUCUCCUGUUAUGUUGAUGACCCAGAGUUUGGAUACCCGGAGUUUGCUCGCAGGGGUGGAGAUCAACUGCCUGUUUUCCGAGCUCAGGACUACUCGUGGGAGGACCACGGCUUCUCGCUGGUUAACCGGCUGUACUCGGACAUCGGGCACCUGCUGGACGAGAAGUUCCGCACAGUGUACAGCCUAAAGAACGGCACAAUGGCCAAGCAGCGCGGCUGCGACUCGUCCGGGUUCAAGAGGGGCAUCUGGAACUACAUCCACUGCAUGUUCGGCAUCAGGUACGAUGAUUAUGAUUACGGGGAAGUGAACCAGUUCCUGGAGCGGAAUCUGAAGGUUUAUCUGAAGACCAUCACCUGUUCCCCCGAGAAAGUGAAGCCUCAGAUGUUCGAGAGAUACUGGAAACAGUUUAAAUAUUCGGAAAAGGUCCGCGUGAAUCUAUUGAUCCUGGAAGCUCGGAUGCAGGCAGAACUUCUCUAUUCUUUGCAUGCAAUAACCCACUACAUGAUCUCCUAGGAGGAUCUCGCCUGCAAAGGGCGCAUUUUUUUAUAUAUAAAAGAGAAAAAAAAAGACUGGAUUUAGGUUAAAAGACUUGAACGGCUAUUGGGACAGAGGUGUUGUGGGCAGCUGGUAUCAGCCACAGUCUUCUGUGGCAGUUAAUGUGCAAUUAUCGACAAUGACGCAAUCAAGCAUUGUGACUGUACUGGAAGUUGAUGUUAAACUAGAGUGUUUGAUGACCUCAACACCAAGUAUUCACUUUGAAGACCUUCCAUCUCGUUACAAUCUGCAGAAGUCACACAAGGCGAUAGCAUCAGUCAAUUGUGUCACUACCAUCAGCAUAUAGGAUAUUUUUAAAUCUUGAUGUUGGGACAGAGGAGCCUGUUUUUUUUUGGAAAAAGAAAGACUUAUUUUUGCUAUGAAUAGUAACAAGAUAAUAUGUUUGACACGUGUCGGGUCUGUUUCAUAUUGGAAUGGCGUUUCCAGAUCCUUGCCAUAUUACUUUUGGUUUUUAAGAUUUAUCCAAAGCCUCUUUGUGUGUGUUUGCCUGCGUAUGUGUGUGUGUGUGCGUGCGUGAGGGGUUGUGAGACAGAGCGUGUAUGUGUAUGGGUGUUGGUGCGUGGGGGAGGUUUAUCAUGCCAAUGAGCUGUGAAUUUAGUGGAUGUCCGGUCACUGAAGAGGAAGGUGAGAGAGAGGAAGAGGAGCAAUUCUCGAGCCUGUCUUUCGCCCCAGCCCUGUUAAGCUGUUUAACUGCUUGUGAAAGGCUCACAGUGUUGUGGUAACCCCUGAGUAUUGGUGACUUUACUGCUCAGCCCUGCUGAACUGUCAACCAUUGGGCUAAUGAAUGUCAAUUCACAUUAAAACUGUUUUUUUUAAAAAAAAAUUACAGUCUGCGCAGGUCAACAUUACCAACUCAACCCAUUGAUCAGCCCAGCGGACUUUAACCCUUCGACUCUCUUGAAGCUUCCCAGCCCCUCGCCUGUCCACGUGGAGUGAGUAGUUGACAAGGCUGGAAUUGUUUGUUCCUUUCCUGGUUAGACCAGCUCAGCGUUGUAGGGACCAGGCUGUGGAGUUAAGGUAUAUGUUUGGAGACCAGGGCUUUUUUUUUGAGGGGGAGAAAUGGGGUUGGUUGAUCGAAAAUAGACUUGAUUGGAGUCAGAUCACUGGUUGAAACUUGUUUUUUUUCUGUUUUUAAAUUUUAUUUAACUUUUUUAUGAUAAAACGUUCUAUUCAGCAGCAGUGUUACGUCACAGAGAAAGGCUUAUCUUGGAAGAAACAAAAAAAAACUAAACCUGUGCACAAAGGGAAACCUCUACCUGGUGUCGGGUUGGCAGCUCUUGGCUCUCUCUCUCUUUCUGUAACGGACAUGUUCCUGAUCCAUGUGAGAUGUCCUCGCUGCUGUUGGUGGCAGAGCCAACCCACCAUUCCCCCUCCCCGCCAGCCUCCCCCUUUUGUUGCAAGGGAGCGAUAAAGGUGCAUACCUCGAGACCUUGAGGGAGCACUGGACAAAGUGUGGACCUACCGUUGGGACUAGACUCCAUGAACAAAGGUUGGCCAACAGAACACAAUACAUUUUCCUGAUUGAAUAUUUUUUGAUUUAUUCAAGAAAUAAAUCAGGAAAUAUUCAAUCAAGAAAAAAACUGAAAACACCCUACCGAUCAAACACAGACUUGUGCGAAUGUUUGGGGGCCACAUCCGGCCCGCGGGCCACAAGUUGGCCAAUACUGCUCUAAACCCAAGCCUGGGUUUUCCUGCUUGUUACCAUCCAUCCAUCACAUACCCAACCCCUCCUCCCCUCCCUCUUCAGUUUAGAGAGAAUAAAAGAGGAAAAAAAAAUGUUUUUGCUGGUCCAUCACUAGGUGAAAACCAGUUUAAAAGUACUAAAAAUGACUUCUUUUAGCGGUUAUAAAUGUGUGACUUUACAAAAAGCUUUUUUUUUAAAAAAAAAUAAGGUUAAUUGUAAACGGCCGCCAAUUUGGAACAAGUGGUCGGGUCAGGGAGCUGUGCUGCUCUCGGGGUUGUUGGGUCAGGGAUCUUCCAGUCUCGGUCUUGGACAACCUGUAUUCGUCGUGUGGUCAAAUUACUUUCACGCGAUGUGUUCUGAUGGUGCAAUACUUUAUAUGGCGAUGAGGAAUGGGAGUCAGGCAGAGUGGUGGACGGGAGGGAAAGGAACAAAGAGGCCUUUCACUCUCAGCUGUUGACUAACCCGUUCCAAAAUGGAGUCCCAUUCCGUCGUCAAUCUCGCUAACCGAACUGCGUGUUUACACAGGGUGGGGGGGGUGGGGGUUUGUGGUGAGGAGAGAAGCCCCUUUUCCUGUUCGUAAAAGAAAAGGAUUUUCUUACAAGAUCGAGAAUCGCCGUAAGAAAGGUUCGGAGCUUAUUGCAGCCUAUCCGUAGCCGCUGCUUCUGUCUUUGAUGUUCACUCGGGAGCUUCGAAGAUGUGGAGUAACGUUUUGAUUUGCACCCAAAUAAAAAGAUUAACAUCUUUUUUUUAAAACUGUGAAAAAACAAAACAAAAAAAAAAC
Molecule: messenger RNA, 3884 nt
Organism: Callorhinchus milii (elephant shark)
Lineage: Eukaryota; Metazoa; Chordata; Chondrichthyes; Chimaeriformes; Callorhinchidae
Product: sestrin-1
Exons: 8
Coding region: 1-1377 (458 amino acids)
Biological process (GO): cellular response to leucine starvation; negative regulation of TORC1 signaling; cellular response to L-leucine
Cellular component (GO): nucleus
Molecular function (GO): L-leucine binding; oxidoreductase activity, acting on peroxide as acceptor
Source: RefSeq, a predicted model, not a curated record